CUUUUCUUAGACAUCCUAUGCAGACAGUUGGAAGGGCUGAAGCGGCAGCUCCCUUGGAUUUGUCCACCAGGGAAAUCAGACACAAUGACUUGGCUCCUUUUCAGAACGUCCAGGGCUCUGGCCAUUUUAAUGGUGCUCCUAUUUGUUCAUGGAGAAUUGCGAAUAGAGACAAAAGGUCAACACGGAGAAGAUGAGACUGCAAUACAAGGCAAAAGGAGAUAUAAACGUGAAUGGGUGAAAUUUGCAAAACCCUGCAGAGAAAGAGAAGACAACUCGAAAAGAAAUCCAAUUGCCAAGAUUACUUCAGAUUUCCAAGCAAGCCAGAAAAUAACCUACAAGAUUUCUGGAAUGGGAAUUGAUCAACCCCCUUUUGGAAUCUUUGUUGUUGACAAAAACACUGGAGAAAUUAACAUAACGGCCAUAGUCGAUCGUGAGGAAACUCCAAGCUUCCAGAUAACCUGUCAUGCUCUGAAUGCCCAAGGACAAGAUGUAGAGAAACCACUUAUAUUAACAGUUAAAAUUUUAGAUGUGAAUGACAAUCCUCCAGUAUUUUCACAAAGUAUAUUCAUGGGUGAAAUUGAAGAAAACAGCGCAUCAAACUCUCUGGUGAUGAUACUAAAUGCCACAGACGCGGAUGAACCAAACCACCUGAACUCUAAAAUCGCCUUCAAAAUUGUCUCUCAGGAACCUGCAGGCACACCCAUGUUCCUCCUAAGCAGACAUACUGGCGAAGUCCGUACUUUAACCAAUUCUCUUGAUCGAGAGCAAGUUAGCAACUAUCGUCUUGUUGUGAGUGGUGCAGACAAAGAUGGAGAAGGACUAUCAACUCAAUGUGAAUGUAGUAUCAAAGUCAAAGAUGUCAAUGAUAAUUUCCCAAAGUUCAGAGAAUCUCAGUAUUCAGCACAAAUUCAGGAAAAUACUUUAAGUUCUGAGUUGAUUCGAUUUCAAGUUAUAGAUUGGGACGAAGAAUUCACAGAUAAUUGGCUUGCAGUGUAUUUCUUUACCUCUGGAAAUGAAGGGAAUUGGUUUGAAAUACAAACUGAUCCCAGAACCAAUGAAGGUAUCCUGAAGGUGGUUAAGGCUUUAGAUUAUGAACAACUACAAAAUGUGCAACUUGGUAUUGCUGUCAGAAACAAAGCUGAAUUUCACCAAUCAGUAAUCUCUCAGUAUCGAGUCCAGUCAACCCCAGUCACAAUUCAAGUGGUGAAUGUGAGAGAAGGAAUCACAUUCCGUCCUGCUUCCAAGACAUUUACUGUGCAGAAAGGCAUAAGUACUAAAAAAUUGGUCAAUUACGUCCUGGGAAAGUAUGAAGCCACUGAUGAAGACACUGGCAAAGCUGCCUCAUCUGUCAAGUACAUCAUGGGACGUAAUGAUGGUGGUUUGCUAUUCAUUGAUUCCAAAACUGCUCAAAUCAAAUUUGUCAAAAACAUCGAUCGUGAUGCUACUUUCAUAGUUAACAAGACAAUCACAGCUGAGGUUCUGGCCAUAGAUGAAAACACGGGUAAAACUUCUACAGGCACCGUAUAUGUUGAAGUACCUAGUUUUAAUGAAUAUUGUCCAACAAUCAUCCUUGAAAAGAAAAAAAUUUGUAGUUCACGACCUUCCGUGGUUGUCUCAGCUAGAGCACUGGAAAAUAAAUACACUGGCCCCUACACACUUUCCCUGGAGGAGGGACCUCUAAAAUUGCCAGUUGUAUGGAGUAUCACAACACUCAAUGCUACUUCGGCACUCCUUAAUGGCCAAGAACAGAUGCCUCCUGGAAGGUAUACGAUCUCGCUGACAGUUACCGACAGUCAGAACAGACAGUGUGAGGCACCAGAGAGCCUGACUCUGGAAGUCUGUCAGUGUGACAACAGGGACACCUGUGGAAAUUCUGACGGGACCAAAGGCCCUGUACACACAGAUAGAGGCUCAUCAUGGAAGCUGGGGCCUGCAGCCAUUGGCCUGAUAUUCCUUGGUCUUCUGCUACUGCUAUUGGCCCCCCUUCUGCUGCUGACCUGUGACUGUGGGAUGGGUUCUAUGGGGGGAGUGACAGGAGGAUUUAUCCCAGUUCCUGAUGGUUCAGAAGGAACAAUUCAUCAGUGGGGAAUCGAAGGAGCUCAACCUGAAGACAAGGAAAUCACAAAUAUUCGUGUGCCACCUAUAACUGCCAAUGGAGCCGAUUUCAUGGAAAAUUCUGAAGUUUGUACGAAUACCUAUGCUGGAGGAACAGUGGUGGAAGGAGCUUCGGGAAUGGAACUGACCACCAAGCUUGGAGCAGCAACAGGAGCUGGGGCCGCUGCAGGAUUCGGAGCAGCCUCUGGACUUGGCAUUGGCUCUGCAGGACAGUCCGGAACAAUGAGAACAAGGCAUUCCACUGGAGGAACCAAUAAGGACUAUGGGGAAGGGGCAGUAAGCAUGAAUUUCCUGGACUCCUAUUUUUCUCAGAAAGCAUUUGCCUGUGCAGAAGAAGACGAUGCCCAGGAAGCGAAUGACUGCUUGUUGAUCUAUGAUAAUGAAGGAAUGGGUGCCCCCAGUUCUCCCGUGGGCUCCGUGGGUUGUUGCAGUUUUAUUGCCGAUGAGCUGGAUGACAGCUUCUUGGACUCACUUGGCCCCAAGUUUAAAAAGCUUGCAGAGAUAAGCCUCGGGAUUGAUGACGAAGCCAAACAAUCUCAGCUGCCUACCCAAGACAGCCAUUCUAGGAUUGAAUCUUGUGGCUAUUCCCUAGGACCCCAACAGCCAGAAUCCGUUAGGGGCCAGACUGCGUCAGGCAGUCAAGGAGCUUCUGCUUUGUCUGCUUCCAGCUCUGUUCUCCAGCCAGCCAUUGCCAUCCCUGACCCUUUGCAGCAUGGUAGCUAUUUGGUAACAGAGACUUACUCAGCCUCUGGUUCUCUCAUGCAACCUUCCACUACAGUCUUUGAGCCACAUCUCACGCAAAAUGUAAUAGUGACAGAGAGAGUGAUUUGUCCCAUUUCCAAUGUUCCUGACAACCUACAAACUCCAGCAGAGCUACGAGGGUCACGUAAUACUAUCUGUACAGAAGAUCCUUGUUCCCGUCUGAUAUGACCAGAAUGAACUGGAAUUAAACAUAGCAGCUGAAUACAGAUAUUUGGACCAAACUGUUCAAAGUAGCAUAGCAAAGCUCACAGUAUUGGUCUAAUUAGGCCCUAAUUUGGUACCCUCAUAAACUAAUCAUGAUUAGUUUCAAUUUUCUAGUUAAUACCCCCAAACUGAACGUGUCACUUGUACUCCUCAAGUACCAUUAAAGUGGUAGUAAAUCUUGAUGUUUCUCAAAAAAAUCUCAAGAUCAUAUUCAGUGGGAAAAAUUUCACUUAACAAUUAACAACUUUUACACCGCUAUUGUGGCAGUGCUGAUGAAAGUUAUUUGUUGCUUUAAAUAAAAUGCAGUGUGUUUCAGUGGAUUAGGCACUUGGAGUCAAGAGCCCCAGUUCUUGUCUCUGUCACCUUUUCUUCUGUCACUAAUAAUGAUGUAAGAGUCAAAACAUCUUUGCUAAAGCAUUUCGAGCUGCUUGGAAAAAGGACAUAGUUGCAGCUGAGUUUUUGCCACCUUCUCGGUGUUGGGAAACCUUAAGUGCAUCUUUCGCUCAAGCUAAAGGCUGUUGGCUUAUGCAUUAAGCUUGCUGUAUCUAUAUUCCUCAAUUCUCAAAACAAGACAGUUUUGAAAUAGAAAUGUGGAACAUUUAGGAAACUUUAGAGUGGUGUAAAUAAUAUUUUGUUUCUGUAAACUACUUUGAAGCGAUCUAUCCAAGGAAAAUAUUUUACAUUGAGCUCCUUCCUACAUCCUUCUCGGUACAAAUCUUGUGUUAAUAGUUCUUGAAAGUUACCCUAUUUUUAAAUGUCAGUGAGUUGAUGUAGCUUAUGUAUGACAUAGCAUGUUUAUUGUGUUAACAAUGACUACAGGCCUCGUGAGAAUACAAAACAUGGUUUUUCUCAUAAUCAAAAGAGGCAUCUGACUAGAAUGACAUACGGUAAAAUUUUUGAAUAUGUAUAAUAAGCACCAUUUCAAGUAAAAAAUGGAUAUGGAAAGAGAUUGUCAAUAACCUCUAUUAAGCCUCACUCCUUUUAAACAGCUUCACCAAUUUAAUUCUCUAGCAUAACAGUGUUAGGUUAGUGAAGAUUUAGAAGUUAUUACUUCAUGCACAUGGCCAUGACAGCAAUGCAGUUCUUCAAAUCAUUUCUGGUCAUUCAAGAUCUUCAGCCUUUAGCCCAUAGAGAACACCGACUUCUCGUCAACAUUUUUGUCAUAGCUGAGUCUUUACAAGGUCAUUGUUGAGCUCCAUUAUCUCUAAUUGUAUAUGAAAUACUCCUCUCUGGGUUUGUUUGUUUGCCAUAUUCAAAACAUAUUUGCUUUUCCAGAAGGAAUGCAAAGUAAUAAAGUGUGUUUUAACACAGAA
Hyaena hyaena (striped hyena) is the source of this 4394-nucleotide messenger RNA. It is a transcript of the gene DSG3, whose product is annotated as desmoglein 3. Gene Ontology annotation, cellular component: plasma membrane; desmosome. The record is from RefSeq and is a predicted model, not a curated record. Bases 85 to 3045 code for a protein of 986 amino acids. Gene Ontology annotation, molecular function: calcium ion binding. The transcript has 16 exons. NCBI's taxonomy places the organism in Eukaryota, Metazoa, Chordata, Mammalia, Carnivora, Hyaenidae. Gene Ontology annotation, biological process: homophilic cell-cell adhesion.